UCUCCUUUUGAAGACUGCUCAUCUUCUCUUCUUCUCUUCUCAGAGACUCCACAACCUUUACAGCAGAAAACAUGAGUAAUUACAGGAAGUCAUUUUCCAUUGCAGGCUCUUCCUCAGGAGGCAGCUUCAGGAGGUCCAAUGCACCAGCAGUUAGCUCUUACUCCAUACAAAGAUCCAGUUAUGGUGGUGUUGGUUCUGCAGCUGGAGGUUUCGGUUCUACAUCUGGAGGUUUUAGUCGUGGGUCAAUGGGUGGUGGUGGUUCUGGUAGUUAUGGCUUUUCUUCUAGCCAAGGAGGAGGCGCCUUCAUCCCUCCUCCGAUCACAGCUGUCCAAGUCAACCAGAGCCUGCUGGCCCCUCUGAACCUGGAUAUUGACCCCACCAUCCAGGCUGUCCGCACCCAGGAGAAGGAUCAGAUCAAGACCCUCAACAACCGCUUCGCCUCCUUCAUCGACAAGGUCCGUUUCCUGGAGCAGCAGAACAAGAUGCUGGAGACCAAAUGGAGCCUCCUGCAGGACCAGACCACCACCCGCUCCAACAUCGAGGGUAUGUUCGAGGCCUACAUUUCCAACCUGCGCAGACAGCUCGAUGGGCUGGGCAAUGAGAAGGUCAAGCUGGAGGGAGAGCUGAAGAACAUGCAGGGCAUGGUUGAGGACUUCAAGAGGAAGUAUGAAGAUGAAAUCAACAAACGUGCAGCUGCAGAGAACGAGUUUGUGCUCCUGAAGAAGGAUGUUGAUGCUGCCUACAUGAACAAGGUGGAGCUGGAAGCCAGGGCUGAUGCUCUUCAGGAUGAGAUCAACUUCCUCAGGGCUGUCUAUGAGGCUGAGCUUACUGAGCUGCAGGGCCAGAUCAAGGAUACCUCGGUCAUCGUACAGAUGGACAACAGCCGUAACCUGGACAUGGAUUCUAUUGUGGCUGAAGUGCGUGCUCAGUAUGAGGACAUCGCCAAAAGGAGCAAGGAGGACGCAGAGUCCUGGUACAAACAGAAGUACGAGGAGAUGCAGAGCACUGCCGGACAGUAUGGUGAUGACCUGCGCACAACCAAGGCUGAGAUUUCUGAGCUGAACCGCAUGAUCGCCCGUCUUCAGAAUGAGAUUGAGGCUGUCAAGGGACAGAGGGCCAGCCUUGAGGCUCAGAUCGCAGAGGCUGAGGAGCGUGGUGAGCUGGCAGUGAAGGAUGCCAAGCUCCGCAUCAAGGACCUGGAGGAUGCUCUGCAGAGAGCCAAGCAGGACAUGGCCCGCCAGGUGCGCGAAUACCAGGAGCUGAUGAACGUCAAGCUGGCCCUGGACAUUGAAAUCGCCACCUACAGGAAACUGCUGGAAGGAGAGGAGGACAGGAUGACCAGCGGAGGUCCAAGUACAACCAUCCACGUGCAGCAGUCCUCUGGAGGAUUUUCCAGCUCCAACUCUGGAGCAUUUAGCAAUUCAGCCGGUGGAUUCGGCUACGGUGGUGGCAGCAGCAGUGGUAGAGGUUAUGGCGGUGGCGCUGUUACCAAGUCCACAGUCACAUCAGUCAGCUCCGGCAGGAGAUUGUAUUAAAAAGGAGAGCCGUCCCUCUUACCCUUCAGAAACUCUUGAAUUUGAUCUUAAUCUGUAUUCAGUCAUGGUGCUAUGCAAUACUGUUCAGCAUGUUCAACAAGAGAGCCGACUAUAUUGUGUUACACUGCAACCAGCUUCACUGGGAGCUUUUCUUACUCUCUUCUGUUUAACAUCAUUUAACAAGAGUUUCUGAAGGCAAACAUGGCCUUAAACAAACAAUGGCCAAGUCAGUUCCAUCAGCACUGACAUCCAAGAAAUAAGAAAAAAAAACAUUAAAAAAAAAGAGUGUUAAAAUUAAAUAAGGAAACAGUUGAACAUCUGUACUCAAUCUGAUGAACUGCUCUUUACUAUGGGCCUUCAGUGAUUUGUGUAGGGUGACUAUAUUCUAAUGUUCCAGAUAUCAGAUGAUGUCUUCAUUCCUACAUUUGAGUGAUGAUAUUAGUAAGGAGAGCAAGUCACUGGUGGAAUCUGAUCACUGGAGAAAUACAAAAAUUUUUUAAUUUGUGUGGUUUUCCAUGUUUACAGUUUCCCUUUGAACUGAUUGGCUGCUGGCUUGUUUUUUUAUUUCAGUUUUGUCAACUGUUUCCAUGUUUAGUUUUACCUUUACUUGCCUUCAAGAUGACCGCAUGUUGAAACCGGAUUUAUUUUGUAAAAGCCUUCCAAGCAAAAUGUCUGAUGAGUUGCAGCUAAUGAAUCUGAAUAA
This is a messenger RNA of Centropristis striata (black sea bass), 2238 nucleotides long. Its product is annotated as intermediate filament protein ON3-like. The transcript has 10 exons. Gene Ontology annotation, biological process: keratinization; intermediate filament organization. Gene Ontology annotation, molecular function: structural constituent of skin epidermis. The coding region runs from base 72 to 1535 and encodes 487 amino acids. Lineage: Eukaryota; Metazoa; Chordata; Actinopteri; Perciformes; Serranidae. The record is from RefSeq and is a predicted model, not a curated record. Gene Ontology annotation, cellular component: keratin filament.